Paecilomyces variotii is the source of this 1323-nucleotide messenger RNA. RefSeq lists its product as hypothetical. The transcript has 3 exons. The annotation marks the transcript as partial. NCBI's taxonomy places the organism in Eukaryota, Fungi, Ascomycota, Eurotiomycetes, Eurotiales, Thermoascaceae. The record is from RefSeq and is a predicted model, not a curated record.
AUUCAUCCGACGGAGGUGCUUAGUUUGGAUGAGGACACUUGCUCUGAUUGGCUUCAGGAGGCCAAGAUGAUCGAAGGCUUUAGGGUGCAGGAGAACCAAACAAAGGCUGAAGAUGUAGCGACACCCAUGGGAGCGGGGACGUCUCGCAUAUUCGAUGCUUUAACUUAUCCGACGCCCUCUCCCUCUGUCCAUUCGCCCCAAGUGGGUCGGUCGGUAGCCCCGACAAGCCCUGCUGACAGGAUAACGCCGUAUUGGUCCAUUGCUACCCCUUUGUCGAUUGGUAGCCCUUGUUCGUCCCUAGUAAUGCCACCAACGGGGCCUGCUACGCCUCCUGGGUCUGAUACUAAGACUUCAUGUUAUCCGACCCCAUCUACAUCUUAUUCUCAAUCUCCCCCUACGGUAGAGUCACUCAUGCCUCUGAGCCCUGAAAUUCCGAGACGGAGAAAAUCCCGAUGCUUAGAGUUGUGCAGAUUUGGGGAAGACGGCACAGAGCUCCUCAAACAGAGUAGAAACACGCAAAUCCUCGAAGCGGAAGCUGGACUUCUCGCACAAGACCCUCUCAGACCGCUGCAGCCCUUUCUAGGACUCGGCGAAGCAGAUACAUGUUCCUCAUUAAGUGCACUCGGACUUCCUGUUGUGUGGAUGGGCCUAAAGGGGGCUGCUAGUUACUAUAGACUACUUGAAGCCGUGAAGGACAAUAAAAUUGUUCUUCACCCCUUCGCGAAGCACAUAGCGCAAACUUUAUUUUAUCUCAACUACAAGUGGUUGGAGAAACACAUGAAUCAGGGUAGGGUCUCUGUUGCUACGUUAAUUCUUAACACCUGCUCUGAGGAACCAUCAAAGUCUCGUCGUGACAAUAUCACUACCUAUCAUGUGCGGCGAGGAAGAAUUUGUUGGACGCUUGCAGCGUGCUUGGGCGCCGGUAUCUUGUUGCAUGGUGGUGAUGCCAUACGCAUUAUGUAUGUACUCCGGCGACAUCCCUUUCGUCAACUAACCCAGACCCGUAGUAUCAAGGAUACUUUCAGUGUCAGCCAACUUAAUGUUUUUAUAUCCUUUGUCUUGCGCACCCGGCCGGGUAGCGUUCGUCUUUUUCAUUCACUGGAGCCUGUGGUAAAGGCAAUCAUACUGGGAGUGCCUGCAGUUGAUCUCCGCCCGGUUGUUCUGGCUGAUGAUAAUGACCUUAUUAGACAAGAGGAACUAACGUAUGCCUAUGCAGCGGACCAGGAAGCCUUGACAGACCAGACAACGGACGAGACAUGGCUGGCAAUAAAUGCCGAGUAUAUCGCAAAGGAGAAAAUGUCUGAGUUUCUUCCCAAUUUCUGA